AGGUGGUGGUGCGCUGCCGGCCCAUGAACCAGCGCGAGCGGGAGCUGAACUGCCAGGCCGUGGUGACGGUGGACUGCGCGCGCGGCCAGUGCUUCAUCCAGAACCCGGGCGCCGCCGACGAGCCCCCCAAGCAGUUCACCUUCGACGGCGCCUACUACAUGGACCACGUCACCGAGCAGAUCUACAACGAGAUCGCCUACCCGCUGGUGGAGGGAGUCACCGAGGGCUACAAUGGCACCAUCUUUGCCUACGGCCAGACGGGCAGCGGAAAGUCCUUCACCAUGCAGGGCCUGCCAGAGCCACCGUCCCAGAGGGGCAUCAUCCCCAGGGCCUUUGAGCACGUGUUUGAGAGUGUUCAGUGUGCAGAGAACACCAAGUUUCUGGUCCGGGCCUCUUACCUGGAGAUCUACAAUGAAGAUGUCCGUGACCUGCUGGGGGCUGAUACCAAGCAGAAGCUGGAGCUGAAGGAGCACCCGGAGAAGGGUGUGUACGUGAAGGGGCUGUCCCUGCACACGGUGCACAGCGUGGCCCAGUGCGAGCGCAUCAUGGAGACGGGCUGGAAGAACCGCUCGGUGGGCUACACCCUGAUGAACAAGGACUCCUCGCGCUCCCACUCCAUCUUCACCAUCAGCAUCGAGAUCUACGCCGUGGACGAGCGGGGCAAGGACCACCUCCGAGCCGGCAAGCUGAACCUGGUGGACCUGGCAGGCAGUGAGCGGCAGUCCAAGACGGGGGCCACCGGGGAGCGGCUCAAGGAGGCCACCAAGAUCAACCUGUCGCUGUCCGCCCUGGGCAACGUCAUCUCGGCGCUGGUGGACGGGCGCUGCAAGCACAUCCCCUACCGCGACUCCAAGCUGACGCGGCUGCUGCAGGACUCCCUGGGCGGCAACACCAAGACGCUGAUGGUGGCCUGCCUGUCCCCCGCCGACAACAAUUACGACGAGACCCUCAGCACGCUGCGCUACGCCAACCGGGCCAAGAACAUCAAGAACAAGCCGCGCAUCAAUGAGGACCCCAAGGACGCCCUGCUCCGGGAGUACCAGGAGGAGAUCAAGAGGCUCAAGGCCAUCCUGGCGCAGCAGAUGAGCCCCAGCAGCCUGGCAGCUCUGCUGUCCAGCCAGGCACCCCCAAAGCCUGUCCAGGUUGAGGAGAAGCCCUGGCCCACCCCUGUGAUCCAACAAGACACAGAGGCGGAGAAGCAGCUAAUUCGGGAGGAGUACGAGGAGCGCCUGGCCCGGCUGAAGGCUGACUACGAGGCAGAGCAGGAGUCCCGGGCCAGGCUGGAGGAAGACAUCACUGCCAUGCGCAACUCCUAUGAUAUGAAGCUGUCCACGCUGGAGGAGAACCUGCGGAAGGAGACAGAGGCUGUCCUGAAGGCAGAAGUCCUCUACAAGGCCGAGGUCAUAUCCAGGGCCGAGUUUGCCAACACGACCGAGCAGCCACCAGCGAUCCAGUACGAGCUGGCGGCGAAGCCCGAGGUCUUCUCCACGCCCCAGGAGCCCUCUAGGUGUGAGGUUUCCUGGGCGUCGGAGUCAUCGCCGCUGGACUCCUCCAUGUCUGAGGCCUUACCUGGUGCCGAGGAGUUCUCCAAUGGAGAGUUCUCUGUGCCCGAGGAGGAGCCCAGGGACAAGUACUUCCUGGAUGACUAUCUCGGCCAGGCGGCUGCUGGGCCCCCGCUGGAGGAAGAGAGCGCUGUCCAGGGGGAGGGACUGUCGAUGCUGCCGCUGCAGCUGUUGCCGAGCCUGCAGGACCCUUUCGCCGAGGUGGAGCUCAAGCUGGCCAGACUGUCCUCCACUGUGGCCAGGAUAGACGUACCCCAGCCAGGCGCACCCCAGGUCCCCGAGCAGCACCCCUCCCCACCAGAACUGCCGGAGCCCAGUGACACCAGUUCGGAAGCAGAGGUGUCCAGUGACCUCCCACUCAGCACUGAAGUGGAUCUAGUCUCAGAGGUGACAAAUGAGGUGGAGUCCACAGCAGAGCCUGGCUCUUGGAUGGAGGCUGAGGCCGAGGCGGCCCAGGGGACCCAGCCUCAGCCCCUGCAUCCUGUGGGGAGCUUGAGCAAGGAGAACGUGGGUGUGGAGGUGGCUGUGCUGACUGAGGAGCUGCUGGAUCAGCAGAAGGUGCUGGCCCGCCUGCAGUUGCUGGAGCAGCAGGUGGUGGGCGGGGAGCAGGCCAAGAACAAGGACCUGAAGGAGAAGCACAAGCGGCGGAAGCGGUACGCGGACGAGCGCAAAAAGCAGCUGGUGGCGGCGCUGCAGAACUCAGACGAGGACAGCGGGGACUGGGUGCUGCUCAACGUCUACGACUCCAUCCAGGAGGAAGUGAGGGCCAAGAGCAAGCUACUGGAGAAGAUGCAGAGGAAGCUCCGGGCAGCAGAAGUGGAAAUCAAAGAUCUGCAGUCAGAAUUCCAGCUGGAGAAGAUUGAUUAUCUGGCCACUAUCCGUCGGCAGGAGCGCGACUCCAUGCUCUUCCAGCAACUUCUGGAACAGGUGCAGCCCCUGAUCCGCAGGGACUGCAACUACAGCAACCUGGAUAGGAUUCGGCGGGAGUCAUGCUGGGAUGAGGAGAGUGGCUUCUGGAAGAUCCCAGAGCCCAUCAUCAUUAAAACCAGCCUUCCAGUAGCAGUUCCAACUGGGCAACAGAACAAGUCAGCCCGCAAGACCUCUGCACCUGACAACGGGGAGCCAAACAUGUGUCUAUAUACAAUGGAGUUUUACCCAGCCACAAAGAAGAAUGAAAAGAAGAAUGAAACUGAGUCAUUUACUGGCAGAUGGAUGGAGCUGGUGAACGUGAUGCCAAAUGAAAUAAACCAGACUCAGGAAGUCAAGGGUCAAAUGUUCCCUCUCAUUUGUGGAAGCUGUCAUCAGUGAUAUCUGGGGUUCUCAAAGUAGAUCCUAAAAAAUUCUGUUCAGUUCACAUCCACAGACUUUGCAUAGCACUCCAGGUCAGGGUGUUUGGGGAGACGAACUAUGCUUGUCUGAAGGAGUUUACAGUCUCACUGAGAAGCCUGUUCCUGCUGCUUGAAUCCCAAGUCAUGCAACUUUCCUCUAAGCUGCCACCUUGAAUCUCUCUCAAAAAUGAAGUCUUAACCUGCAACCACAAAAAGAUUAUGUGAAAGCACUUCUAGUUCCAAGAGACAGAUGUCAAAUAGUCACAAGCAGCCAGUGUGGUAGUGCAUAUCUAUAAUCCAAGUGAAUGGGAGGCCAAGGCAGGAGGAUCACAAGUUCAAGGCCAAUCUCAGCAAUUUAGCAAGAACCUGUCUUAAAAAAACAAAGAAGGCUGGGGAUGUGGCUCAGUGAUAGAACACUCCUGGGUUUAAUCCCCAGUACCACCACUAACAAAAACAAAAUAGGAAGUUUAUUGGUUCAUAUAAGUAGACUAAUUUCAGGCAUGGCUGGAUGUAGGGGCCCAAACUGUGAGGGUUUUAUGUCUUUCCCUCUUGUUUUUGGUAUGCUUUCUCCACAGCGUGGGAAAGAUGGCCUGCAAACGGUUAUGAUCCAAAAGGAAGAGAGACCUGGUCCCUUAAAAUCUCACUCUGAGGCUGGUGGAAAGGUUCUCAUUAGCUCUGCCCAGGUUAUGGGCCUAUUCUUGGAUCAAUUACUUUGUUCAGGAGGAUGAUGCUCUGUGAUUGGCCCAGUGUGGGUCAUGUGUCUGGCCCUGUAGCACAGGGCCCUGUGGAUGAUCACCCUGCUGGGAACCUGGUGAGGGACAGAACGGAGAGAGUCAGUCUAUGACAGCAGUGAGGAGUGUCUGUUCUGGGUGACGGAGAGGUCAGGAUGCCAGUCACAGUGGUCAUAGGGUAGCUGCGGGCUGGGUACUCUAUUCCUUGUGCUGUGGAGUUUGGGCUCUGUAUCACCCUUGCCCCUGCUGGAGCUGGCAGGAGGGAACAAGGUACUCCCCAUCUCAAGGGAGGGAAGGCAGGUGUGGGCCUGGCUGGAGACAACCGCCUGAUCCCCACCUUCCUGAGUUGCUCCCGGGGCUCCAGGGUCUGUGGCAGAUUGUGCUGCCAUGGGCCAUGAUCCCUCCAGCCCUCUGGUGCAGCCUGGGGGAGGCUCAGGCCAGCCCCACUCCACCAGGCUUCUGGAGGCUGCUGAGCCCCAGGCAGGGGGCCCAGAUCAGCUCUGCGAAGAUGAGG
Molecule: messenger RNA, 4135 nt
Organism: Ictidomys tridecemlineatus (thirteen-lined ground squirrel)
Lineage: Eukaryota; Metazoa; Chordata; Mammalia; Rodentia; Sciuridae
Gene: Kif17
Product: kinesin family member 17
Biological process (GO): microtubule-based movement
Molecular function (GO): microtubule binding; microtubule motor activity; ATP binding
Source: RefSeq, a predicted model, not a curated record